This is a messenger RNA of Drosophila suzukii, 2476 nucleotides long. RefSeq names its product PHD finger protein 7 (gene Phf7). The record is from RefSeq and is a predicted model, not a curated record. Gene Ontology annotation, cellular component: nucleus. Lineage: Eukaryota; Metazoa; Arthropoda; Insecta; Diptera; Drosophilidae.
GAUCUCCGAUUCAUUGGCAUUUAGCGCGCGACAACUCUCGGCUCGGCCUUUUUUUUGUCAGCAAUUCGGAGAAUUUAGUUCUUACUUUGUGAAUACAAUUCAACAAUAAAAGGUGAGCAAACUAAAAGGCAAUCAUGGCAAAGAUGUGUGUGCUGUGUCGCAGCAGCGAAACGGAGGAUCCAUUGUCCUUCGGCCGCACCAUCGAGGAAGGAAAUAUUAUGGUGCACCACAACUGUCUGUACCUGAGCUCCAAUCUCGUCCAGCGCGGUAACAACCGUGUCGGCAUCUUGCGCUUCCUGAUGGAAGACAUCCGCGCCGAGGCCAGGCGUUGCUUCCCUCUUCUUUGUGUUUACUGCCACCGCCCGGGCGCCAAUAUCGGUUGCUGCAAGUCCGGCUGCCGUCGAACCUUCCACACGAAGUGCGGCAUCGACAAUCUCGCCCAGAACCAGUUUCGUGGGACAUACAAGUCGUACUGCCACCGCCAUGUUAUCACCCAUCGCCGUCGCCCGGCUAGCUCGGACACCAUCUGUGUCAUCUGCACGGAGCUGCUGGUCGAGGAGGGCGAACGCUUCAAUGUGGUGAACAUGCUUUAUUCGCCAUGCUGCCGGAACGGCUGGUACCACCGCAAAUGCCUACAGAUGUACGCCAACACUUCCGGGUACUUCUUCAAGUGUCCACUAUGCAACAAUACAGAGGAGUUCCACGACGUGACCCUCAUGGGCAUCGCAAUGUCUAGCCAGGACGCCACUUGGGAGACUGAGCCCAAUGCCUUCGCGGAACAUUUCCGUCGCGACAUGGUCUGCGUUGCCGAAGAAUGCAUGGCGCUGGCCGGCCGCACAGACAACUCCAUCCUGCUGCUGUAUUGCAAUAUUUGCGGCUCCAAUCCGGCACACGGCUUGUGCAUCGGCCAAGCAUUUGAUACUUACGUCUGCCAUGUUUGCGCGGUCGUCUCGCCCGUUCCGCCGUCCCCGGCUGACGAUGACAACGAGUCGAUGAACUCCGACGAAAGCGACACUUUCGAGUCAUUCGCCCAGGAGGCUGCUAACCAAACACUCCCCAGAACUGAGCACACAAUUGUCUUGACCAAUGAGCGUGAUAAUGUCCAGCCCAAGCUGUAUACCUCCGGCUGGGAUCUUAAUAAUGGUAAUGACACCGAGGACGACGACGAAGUGUUCCAGCGUGCGGCUGAAAUGCAGGAACGUCAGCAGACGAUCGCUGAUGUUAUCGAGUCUUCGUCCGAUGAUCAGCCCUCUACAUCUGCUGCGGCUGCGCAGAUAUUAGUUAACCGCAGGAUGACCCGUUCCACUGCAGCAGGCGGAUCGGCCCGAACUGCACCACGUCGCAGCAGCCUUAGACUGCGGGCCCAGAACCAGGAGAACACCGAUCCAAGCAGCUCCUCAUCUAACACUGGCAGGCGUUCUUUGCGCUCCCGUCGCACAAUGCCCGCCAGAAUGCUUGAUUCUGACGAUGAAUCCGAUACUGAUGCCGAAAAGAGGAACAAGCGCAAGCCGAAGAAGCGCGCCGUGUCUCCUUCCCCACCUGCUAUGCCAACACGUAGGCGCAACUUCGGCACCAACACGCCGGAGCCUAGCAUGAACGGCUGCUUGCGCUCCAUCACUCCGGAGGCAGCCGCCAGUCGCUCCAAUGGCCAAUCGCCACCAGGCAGAAACUUGCGCCGCAGGACCAUGGCCAGCUCAAAUCCGACUCGCAACAUGGAUCUGUCUUGCGUGGCGAACAGAACUCGCAACCGUCUGCCUAGCUACAGGGCCCAUCGCAAGUAGGGUUAGCAAUCCUAUACUCUACAAAAAAACAUUCCAUGUACAGAACGUUGACUAUGCAGCGGAUCCCAAUGCGUGCGUUCCAUCCGCUGCUGCUAUUUUAGUUUGUUAUGUUUUUUUUUACAUCGUUUACACUACACGUACCACAAAACGCUAGUGGUAGGUGAACCCUGAUCUCGAAACGAAAUGUAUUACUAAGAAUUGGGGAUAAUUUUUUUAAGUCAUUCAAAAUCGAAUUUAUUUGAAAUUCAUUUAAAAACUUUUUUUUUGCAUUUCAGUUAAAAACUGGUGCUAAACAAUGCUUACAUCACAUUAAUUGCAACUUACAAAAUACCUAUUCGAAUGGUUUAUGGACAACAUUCAACAAAAUUAGCAUGUUGCCCUUUUUUUUUAAACUCACAUUUUCGUGUUUCUGCCAGUCAACAAAAUUUCUAUGUAACUAAAUUUCUUUCUGUUUGUAUGAAACUUGCAUAACUUUUGAAAAAUAUAUUUGUAUUCAACUAAUUUUUUUUUCCCCUUGUAUGAGCUCUGUCCAAUAUUUUUUUUUUUUUUAAUUUUUUUAAGCUGAAUGAAUACACAAAUACUUCGGUUUUGAAUGACUUCCCUCUAACACAAAACAGUACAAAUUUAUUAUAUAAACAUGGACGGUACAUAAAUAUGAAUAAAACAAGGGUGAUAAAAAAUUGGUAAAACGUAAA